Molecule: messenger RNA, 1977 nt
Organism: Diaporthe batatas
Lineage: Eukaryota; Fungi; Ascomycota; Sordariomycetes; Diaporthales; Diaporthaceae
Exons: 2
Coding region: 1-1977 (658 amino acids)
Source: RefSeq, a predicted model, not a curated record
AUGACCGAGGACCUCAAGGGCUCCAGGGGAGAUCUGCGACUUCAGGUCCCCAGCAACCCUGGAAGCACCCGCAUCCAGCGCGUUCGGCAGAGCGUCGUCCAGUUCCGUGCCAACAAGAUCAGCUGGCUGGGCAGCCGGCUAGACGAGAACGAGACGCCCAAGUCAGCCACCGCCAGCGAUGACGACAAAUCGAGCAUCCGCCCAGAGAGUAGUGUGACAAUCACGUACGAGCAGCCCAGGUUCAGGAAGCGCGAGACUUCGUCCAUCCUUGAGCUAUUCUACGAUCUCUGGGUGGUCGCCACCCUCAAUGUCUUCACGUCGGCGCACGAGAUCACCACCCGGGACGAGCUGGCUUCGUUCCUGCAGUAUAUCUUCUUGCUGUGGACAACAUGGUUCCUGGUUGUGAUUUACGACGUCCGCUUCCUCGAGGACAGUGUCGUCGAGCGGCUCACCAGGGCGGUCCAGCUCGGUGUCCUCCUUGUCUUUGUACAGGCCGCACCCUUUUUCAACCCCUCCGAGCAGACUCGCGGUGUCUUUGCCUCACUUUCCCUCGUCCUCUCGUUUUCCAGGCUGGUUCUGGCGGGCCAAUACGGGAUUGUGCUCUGGCAGACUAGGUAUUUCUUACAGGGACGCACUGGACUCGUCGUGGUCCUCGCCACGCACAUCCUUGCCGCCAGCCUGUACGCUUUAGUGUCGGCGGCCUUCUUUGUCAACGAGAACAGUCCGGCUUACGUUGCCUGGAUGGUAGUGUCCACGCUUGAGAUUGUGGCGAAUCUCAUUGUCGCCAUGAUGUCUCGUGUGGUCAGCUUUGAGGGCAGUCACCUGCCCGAGAGGCUUAGCCAGCUUACGCUCGUCGUGCUGGGAGAGGGUGUCAUCAAUCUGGCCCGCGACCUGACGAGUAUCGAGCGUAACUCCCAGAACAGCUGGAUGUCAUGGAGCCCUCAGAUGUUGUUCAUUUUCAUGUCCGGCAUCGCCAUGGUGUACCUGAUUUUCCAGAUCUACUUCGACUGGAUGCAUCCCAACAGGAUGACCUCGUGGCCCCAGACUGCCUGGGCUCUACUCCAUCUGCCCUUUCAUUUCGCCCUGCUCCUGGUGAUGGAAGCCAUGAAUCAGUUUAUCAUCUGGUGGAGGUUACUGGAGCUGAUCAGGCAGUCUGCGGCCGACAUUUUCAACAUAAUCUCAGUCCUGCCGGAGGUCCCAACGAGUCAGCAGGUCGCAUCUAAGCUGAAUGAGACUGUCACGAGAUUCUAUGAGACAUACCCGGCGCAGGAGGAUGGAGCCUUGGCGACUGAUGGCAUCGCGGAAACGCUGCGGAAUGUGUCGGUCCUGCCCCAAGAGCUCUGGAACGAGCUUUCAAACAAGGGUGGCGGCGUGAAUGCGUCGUUCUCACCCAGCGAAGCACUGAGAGAGUCACUCCGCGAGUUCGAGGAUGACCUAGUGGAGCUCUUCUCAGCCACCAUAGACACAAUCUUCAGCAAUUUCGAGCUUGAGCCCCUCGAAAGGGAGCCAAGCGGGAUAACAGAUGCCUUGGGGGCUCAGAAAGAGGCGUUCGAGGUGACGACGCGCAUGUUCAACCUCGUCUUUGUCUAUGCAUUCCUAGCGGCCGGUACGCUGGUGAUCCUCCUGGUGCUCCUCCACGCAGCCUCCAAGAGGGAGGGGUGGACGCCGUUCAACAUACUCCGGUCUGUAUUUAUUGGCGUGCUCGGGCUGGCGCUCAUGUUUGUCACCCUGCUGUCCACCAACACGUCGAGCCUGCACAGCUUCUUCGACACGCCGUGGCCGCUGCCUAUGAUGACCUUGACAUUUGUGAUUGUGCUGUUUCUGACACACGCACCUCACCCGAGGUCUUUCCUGGGUUACGCCGCCCCGAUAGAGGAGGCCUCCGCCGAGGAUCCGGGGUAUGGCUGGCCUAGAUACUACAACGAUUCGAUCCGCCCGUCACGGGCGAGGGCCUUGCCGGGCCAGGGUGGUGUUUAG